AACUGGUUGGAAAUCUUUCAAAAUGAAUGGAAUAACAAACUGCCGGAUGCGGACAGAAAGCGAACAGUCCUGUGGCUCUCCAGUUGUUAGUGGUGAUCCAAAGGAGGAUCACAACUACAGCAGUGCCAAAUCUUCCAACCACAGGAGCACAUCACCUGCUAGUGACUCCGUUUCCUCUUCCUCUGCUGACGACCAGUAUGAAUUUGCAACUAAAGGUAGCCAAGACAGCAGUGAAGGAAGUGAAGUUAGCUUCCAGAGCCACGAGAGCCAUAGUGAAACAGAAGAGGAGGACAAAAAGCAAAAUCAGAAGGAGACCAAGGAUUCUUUAGCUGACAGUGGGUAUGCAUCCCAGCACAAGAAAAGGCAACAUUUAAUGAAGGCAAAAAAAGUACCAAGUGACACACUGCCUCUUAAAAAGAGACGUACAGAAAAGCCCCCUGAGAGUGACGACGAGGAGAUGAAAGAAGCAGCAGGAUCACUCCUGCAUUUAGCAGGAAUUCGAUCCUGUUUGAACAACAUCACCAAUCGGACGGCAAAGGGGCAGAAAGAGCAAAAGGAAACCACAAAAAAUUAG
Molecule: messenger RNA, 574 nt
Organism: Fulmarus glacialis (Northern fulmar)
Lineage: Eukaryota; Metazoa; Chordata; Aves; Procellariiformes; Procellariidae
Product: forkhead box protein N3-like
Exons: 2
Biological process (GO): regulation of DNA-templated transcription
Cellular component (GO): nucleus
Molecular function (GO): cis-regulatory region sequence-specific DNA binding; DNA-binding transcription factor activity
Source: RefSeq, a predicted model, not a curated record